AUGGCUGAUCUAAUUGACUCGCAAUUGUUCAUUAACAACAAGUUUGUUCCAGCUUCUACUGGCGAGACUUUCGAGCUUUUCAGUCCGUUUGAUGGCAAGAAAGUUGCAAAGGUCGCCGAAGCCUCAGCAGAAGACGUCGACAGUGCUGUCAACGCAGCACAAGCCGCAUUCCCAGCAUGGAGUGCACUCUCCCCCAUCGAGCGCGGUCUCCCCUUGAAGAAGAUGGCCGAGAAAAUCACCACUCACAAAUCAGACCUUGCUGAUCUUGAGGCUCUUUCCAUGGGCAGGCCCGUGGAUGGCUACUUCGACGCCAACUAUGCUGCUGUGCAUUUUAAUUACUUUGGAGAGGCUGCUUAUGCACAGGGACAUACUUCAUUGAAUACACCGGGGUUCUUGAAUAUGAGCUUGAGACAACCGUUUGGAGUUGUGGGAAUUAUUAUUCCCUGGAAUGCCCCUUUGGUGUUUUUCAGUAAGAAAGUUGCGCCAGCGGUGGCGGCGGGGAACACGGUGGUGCUUAAAAGUAGUGAGAAGGCUCCUUUGACUUCGUGGAAACUUGCACAAUGGAUUGAGGAGUGUGGAUUCCCACCUGGAGUUAUCAACGUCGUCUCGGGACAUGGACAAGUUUCUGGCAAUGCGAUAUCGGCACAUAUGAAGAUACGAGCUAUUUCCUUCACCGGAUCGACACGCACCGGACGCAAGAUCCAGAUCGCAUCCGCAAAUUCAAAUCUAAAGAAGGUCGUUUUCGAGCUUGGUGGUAAAGGACCGGCAGUCAUCUUUGCCGAUGCAGAUCUUGAAGAGGCAGCGAAACAGACGGAGUUCAGCAUCAACUAUAACAGUGGUCAGACUUGUAUGGCAAACAGCAGAAUAUACGUCCAGGAAAGUGCGAAGGAGAAAUUUACAGAGGUCUUCAAGAAGUUCGCUUCUCAACGAAAGAUUGGAAAUCCAAGAGAAAGUGGCAUCAACCACGGUCCCCAGGCGGAUAAAGUACAGUACGACACUGUACUAAAAUACAUCGCGCUGGGCAAGGAGUUAGGACAGGUAUCUCUCGACGGAGAAGCUAACUCAGAAAACCUCACCGUCCAUCCUGUUAUUUUCAACGACGCACCAGAAGACCACGCGAUUAUGAAAGAGGAGAUCUUCGGUCCAGUCGUCGUAAUCAACACAUUCAGCAGCGAAGAAGAAGUCAUCGCGAAAGCGAAUGACACUGAAUUCGGGCUGUACGCAUCCUUAUGGACGAAGGAUCUGGAAAGAGCCCUGAGGGUUAGCAAGAAAUUGGAAAGUGGAAUGAUUGGUGUCAAUUGUGCGAGUCCAACUGGAUGCUGGGAUUUGCCGUUUGGAGGCUGGAAACAGAGUGGAACCGGGAGAGAGAGUUUGUUAGAGAGUAUGGAGCAUUUUACGGAGCAGAAGAGUAUUUAUUUUAAGGUUAGGGGGAUUGGUGGAUGA
Molecule: messenger RNA, 1443 nt
Organism: Glarea lozoyensis ATCC 20868
Lineage: Eukaryota; Fungi; Ascomycota; Leotiomycetes; Helotiales; Helotiaceae
Product: ALDH-like protein
Exons: 4
Coding region: 1-1443 (480 amino acids)
Molecular function (GO): aldehyde dehydrogenase (NAD+) activity
Source: RefSeq, a predicted model, not a curated record